AUGGGCAGUUUGAACAUUUCACAGUCAAAUGUAACAUUCACUGGAAGGAAUAUUGUCAGUAACAAUAGUCGUCCCAUUUAUGCUUUCAAUAGUCGAAUCGAGUUUAAUGGACCUGCAAUGCUGAGUAACAAUUGUGGUGUGUUUGGUGGAGCUAUCAGCGCUGACCAGAGUGAAAUAUACAUUAACACAGAAGGAGUGAUCAUCACCAACAACACAGCUACCUCUGGAGGAGGGAUACUUCUGAGAGAAAGUACACUCCUUGUAAAAGAGCCAAUAAAGAUCUAUCACAACACAGCACAGAAUGGUGGAGGGAUAUAUGUAUAUUCCAGUAGAGUUGAGUUCCAAUCAGUGCCGAUGGUAGGUGCAUAUGGUCAGCCACUUCCUCCAAAUAGACAGAGUGAGAUUGCUCAAAACAUUGCUGAGAAUAAUGGUGGAGGUAUUUAUGCAUCAUCUUCAACUAUUGAAGUUGUAACUCAAUCGCACGUCAACAUUGACUCAAACACAGCUAAAGCUAGUGGAGGUGGAGUGUAUCUACAGCAAAGAUCGAGAAUGUACCUAUUUAAAACGGAUGUAGAAUAUAGGACUCAGGAUCCGUUAGUCAAGUUAAUGAUUAAGAAGAACUUGGCUCAGUACGGAGGGGGAAUAUUUGUGGCAGAUGACACAGACAGUGGUGCCUGCAAAGUAGGGGCCACAGAAAUUGAUGCAACCUACAUCAUUUUUGCUGACUGCUUCAUUCAAACAAUUAGUCUGUAUGGGUAUUACUAUGAUCCAAACUAUUUCAACACAUUCAUGACUAACAACACAGCCACUCAGUCAGGAGCAGACAUCUACGGAGGUAUGUUGGACAGGUGUACAAUAAGUUCAAGUGCUGAAUAUCAAAUUUCUUCAAAUACAUUGGACUACAUAAAUAACACUAUAAAAUCCUCCACCGAAUUAUUAAUUUCUUCUAGGCCCCUGCAGGUGAUGUUUUGUAACUAUUCACAAAAUUACUAUGUUUCUACAAAAAAGGGACACACAUUUAAAAUCAGUGUUAUGGCUGUUGACCAAGUUGGAAAUCCAGUGUAUGCUGCAAUUCGCAGUUCUGUUAUCACUGAGAGUGGAGUUGGUCGUCUCAAAGAAGGACAGACAGAACAAGAAGUUGGCAAUCAGUGCACAGAAUUAGAGUACAAUGUAUUCUCACAAGACAGCUCUGCUCAAGUGGAACUCUAUGCUGAGGGUCCAUGCAACAAUUUGGGAAUUUCAAGACAACUUUUUAAUAUUUCUUUUCUACCCUGCACAUGCCCUAUUGGACUCAAACCAAUUCAGUCAGAUAUUGAGUGCAAGUGUGACUGUGAUCCAGACUUACUACCAUAUCAGAUAACAGACUGUUCUGAAGAAAAUGGGACCAUAACGCUGGAAAGAAAUAGUAACAUAUGGAUAGAAUUCAUAAAUACUACCAACGGAACAGGGUAUGUUGUUAGUAACUGUGUAUUUGACUAUUGCGCACAAGGGCCAGUGAAGAUCAGUCUAAGCAACCCUGACAAACAGUGUGCCUACAAUCAAAGUGGUGUCUUAUGUGGUGAAUGUAAACCAGGAUUCGGUCUUUUGUUGGCUACGUCACGGUGUGAAGAAUGUUCUGAUAUUCACCUUCUUCUACUUCUUCUACUAAUAUCAUUUGCGCUGGCUGGUAUAUUGCAAGUUGCCUUAAUUCUUGUGCUCGACAUCACUAUAGCAACUGGGAAUAUUCAUGGUUUCAUUUUUUACGUCAAUAUGCUAGCAGCUAAUAGAGCAAUUUUCUUACCAAAUUUAAACAACUUUUUAACAAUUUUCAUAUCAUGGGUGAAUCUUGAUUUAGAUAUUGGGACGUGCUUUUACAAUGGAAUGACCUCUAAAGCAAAACUGCUCAUUCAACUUGUCUUCCCAGCUUACCUGUUUAUUCUGAUGUUCUUAAUAAUUAUUUUGAGUAAACACUUUAAAUCAUUUGCAAAACUCCUCUCCAACAAGAACCCAGUUGCUGCCCUAGGCACACUCGUUCUACUCUCUUAUUCCAAACUCUUACGGUUUAUCAUUGCUGCACUACAAUACAGGGUCUUGGAUUAUCCUGACGGUUCAACCAAGACUGUUUGGCUGUAUGAUGGAAAUGUGCAAUACUUUACUUCAGAUUUCAUCCCUCAGUUUGUUGCUGCAGCCAUUAUCUUCAUUGCCGGUGGAUUGUUCACUGUAGUGCUCUUCUUUGGACAAUGGUUUCCACGCUGCUCCAAGGUUAUGAUAUGGACCAAGAACACGAAGUACACUGGCUUCAUGGACACAUUCCAUGCUCCAUUCACUCCCAAGCAUCGCUACUGGGUGGGACUGCUCCUCUUUGCUCAGAUUGCUCAAAAUAUAGGAGCUGCCCUGGCUACAAACACUUCUCUACCUGUGUUAUCAUCUGGGUGUAUUGCAUUCGGACUGAUAUCAUUGAACAAUCGAGUGUAUAAAAAGCAACUUAAUGAAUAUUUUGAAGCGUUGUUUCUGCUUAAUCUUGGCAUUCUAUCUAUUGGAACCUCCUACGUUGUUGAAACACAACAACAGCAAGAAACACUGGCCAAUGUUUCAAUGUCCAUAGCUUUCAUUAUUUUUGUGACAAUAAUUAUCUACCAUUCUCACCACUUUAUACUGAAGAAGACCAAAACAUGGCUCAAGAUAAAAGAACUCGUUAAGAGUAUCAAAAGAAUUUUACGAGCUGGUGCUGCAGACAUGAGACUUCAACAAGCUAACAAUGGCCGAGAAAUAUAUCAGCUAGUAGCCGAUGAAAACGAUGACGAUGAAUUACUCCAAGUAGUAGACGACUAUGAACAAAGAGACCCAGUGGAUCCACCUUACACUGAUGGAGCAGAAGAAGAAGCUGACCCUGAUCGCUACAUCACUCCUCCCAUCAUCAGACCAGCCACGAGGCCGGACCAGCUGAGAUUACCCUACAUGGAUGAGCUAGCCCCCCUCACCACAGAGGACUACAGACCAGCCCCUCCCCUAGCCUCCUUCUCAAGGCCUAAACAAUUAGAAAUAGGCCCCAUACGCAAUGAAGUGUGA
Halichondria panicea is the source of this 3048-nucleotide messenger RNA. RefSeq lists its product as uncharacterized. The transcript is spliced from 2 exons. The record is from RefSeq and is a predicted model, not a curated record. Lineage: Eukaryota; Metazoa; Porifera; Demospongiae; Suberitida; Halichondriidae. Bases 1 to 3048 code for a protein of 1015 amino acids.